Molecule: messenger RNA, 2744 nt
Organism: Prorocentrum cordatum
Lineage: Eukaryota; Dinophyceae; Prorocentrales; Prorocentraceae
Source: the annotation of a GenBank genome assembly
CCCCCCCCCUCCCUCCCCGAAUCGCCGCUCGAGCGAGCGAGGGCGGUCCGCAUGGCAGCCUAGCCGCGGCCUGGCCUCCAGCGCUUGCUGCGACGAGCCGCCCGCGGCGGGUCUCUGGGGCUGCCCGCCGCGGCCGCCCGCGGCGAUGAAGCGCUCGUCCUCCGCGGAGGGGGUCCGCCGCGACAGCGAGCUCCAGACGGACACCCCGCUGGCGAAUCCCGUCUUCUUCUCCGACGUCCCCAGCUUCCUGCAGCGCCAGAGGGCGCGCGCCGCGCGGGCGCUCGCCAGCGAGCACACGUUCACCGUGACGUGCCCGUGCCCGAAGUGCGACGCGGAGGCGCGCAGGAGGGCCGACGAGCAGCCCUGGCGCUCCUGGCGCGCCACGCAGCAGCAGAAGGCGUCCGCGCAUGCGACCACCUCGGUGGCCUCCAUGGCCUCGGAGCGCACCGGGGACCAGCGAGUCGGAUGCGGGGCGGAGCGAGACUUCGUCUGGCUGCUGCGGGUGGUGCAGGACCGACGUGUGUGGGACUCCUCGUGCGGGCGCGCCCACGUCUGGCCCCCCGGAGGGCACCCCACCAGACCGAAGGCAUUGGAGCGACGUGUUCGGCACGGGCGCGGCGAAGGCGUUCCAGCCGUCGGCGCCCUCGACCCACUGGCUGAAGCGCGAGCUGGGGGUGAAGAUCCCCGAGACCGUGAUUCUGGAGAUCAAGGGCAAGCCGAAGAGGCGCUACCACAUGGACUCCGAGGGGCUCCUGCAGGCGGCCUCCAUGAAGACGUCGGCGGAGCUCCUGCGCGUGCUUCGCGACUUCGUGCGCAGGGCCGGGCGGCCCCGUCUGCCCGCCGCGGGUGGUGCGGAGAGCCCCCGCGCCUGCGCAGGGCGUCCAGGGCAGGCUUCCCAGCGGCCGCUGGGCUGCCCCGCGCCAGGUCGGAGGGGCGCCUCAGGAGAGCUGUUCGACCGGGUCGGGCCUCGCCCAUGUCGCAGCCGACGGCGCGCCGUGCGGGCUGGGCCGGGCGCCGGCUCCGCUGACCGACGCCGCGGUGCUCAAUUAUGUCGACGGCACCGUGCGCCUGAUGAGCACCGCGGAGGCGCAGGUGCAGAUGAAGGACGCUGGGAAGCUGCCGCGGGAGUUCUGGCAGCACAUCCGGAGCCUGCAGGUCCCGGUGCAGAGCGCGCAGGCCGGGGUGCCCACGCGCUACGUCACGUACGCCUUCGACGCGCGGAGUGCCGCGUGCGAGCCGCAGCAGCCGCUGCCUCUGAGAGCCACCUGCGCCACCCGGGGCAUUCCCAGGGCCGGCAGCACGAUCUGGACUCGAGCAGCACUACGGAAGCGAGCAUCACAGCCAGCGAAGGCCGUUACACCACGCUGUCCACAACCACCUGGCCUCCAAGCAGCACGUCGUUCACCACGGCGGAGCUAAGCAUGGCGUGGCAUCGCAACACUACGGAAUCAAGCAGCCCCACGAUGUCGUUCAUGAAUGUGUCGAGCACCUCGCGGCUGACCAGCAGCACUGCAAUGAGCAGCACCACGUUGUCAGCAAAUGCACGCCACGACGAGGUCGAGCAUGACGCUCCCGUCCAGAACUCCCGCAUCGAACAGUACCACGGCGCCGACUACGACUGCGUCGAGCACCUCUCGCCCCGCCGCCGCCUGGACGCUGGACCUCUGCAGGACUCUGCGAGCGCCUUGCCCGACCUCGCCCUGCCGCACGCCUCCGCGAGACUCGACGCGGCGGUCACCUUCUGCGUCGAGACCUGCGCCGACAGCAGGCCCUCCCAGAUCUAUGGGACAUCGCGCUGCACGACGGCAUCGCCGUGGCUAGCGUUCCUGGCGCCUGCACGCCCCUCGCCCGCGCUGGACGGCGCUGGAGCUGCGCUGGGGCUGCUACUCGGUUCCCUUCAGGACCAUACCGUCAAGUUGGCCGGCGUCCUCGAGGCCGACGCUCUCCUCGUCUACAGCUCCCGCGUGGGGAUUUUCGUCGCCUGCGACAUCGGGAUCGUCGCAUUCGGCACGCCCAUGGUGGACCUGGCCGUCGUAGUGCCGUGCGCCGCCCAGAGCCACGACGCGAUCGGUUUCGUCGCGCACUCCGUUGGGACACGCGUCUGCCAUCGUGCCGACUACGACGACUCCCGCGGCGUCCUGAGACCUGGAUGGCACGUCCUGGCGGCGGCGACGUCGGCGAUGCACGAGCGAGCAGCGGACAGCAGCGGCGGCGGCGAGCGGAGGUCGGCGGCGGCGGCGGACCUCGGAGGCGACGAGGCUGCCGCAGGCGGCUUCGAUGACAGCACGCCUUCGCGCUCCAGCAGAAGGAAGCACAAGCGGGACAAGCACAAGCCCGACACGGGAAGCGACCCGCGGCCGCCCGCUGGGGCGCCGAAGUCCAACAUGGAGGUGCUGAAGGAGCUGCGGGUCCUGGGCAUCUCCGCCGAGACCGGGUAUAGGACCGCCGACAUAGUCGCCGCCAUCUCCCAGUGCGAGGGCAGCACCCCGAGGGCCGUGAAGCUGCUCUGGGCCCGCUGCCCAGAGCGCAGGCCAACGGCAGGCGUGCCAGAUGCCCAGCCGCAGCCGGCGGCUGGCCGGGCCGAGCCGAGCGCCGCCGCCGCCGCGCGGCCCCCAGGGGGCGAGGACGCGGCCUGCGACGCCGGCCACGGCGUCGCCGGCAGGAAGUUCUUCGAGAAGGCCGGAGGGGGCGACGCGCGCUGGAAGGUCCUGCAGGGUCGGUCGUGGCCCGGCCGUGCCGCCUAG